Molecule: messenger RNA, 408 nt
Organism: Prorocentrum cordatum
Lineage: Eukaryota; Dinophyceae; Prorocentrales; Prorocentraceae
Source: the annotation of a GenBank genome assembly
AUGCCGGGCGGGCCGCCCCACGACGAGGACGACGCCCUGCGGCCCUGGGACGCCGAGGAGGAGGAGCGCGAGCGGCGGGAGGGGCGGGAGCGGGCGGAGGCGCUCAAGAGGGCCCACGACUCGCUCUGGGAGCAGGGCGAGGUGCAGCGAGCGCUGCAGGAGAAGCUGAGCAGGCUCCGAGACGGCGAGGCGGCGGGGGGCGUGGCCUGCCGCCGCGUCGAGGCGGAGCCCGCGCCAACGCCGCAGGGCCCGCUCGGCCCUCUGUGCGACCUCUUCGGCCUGUCCUCCUGCUCCCUCGGGGGCCUCCUCAAGUGGCUGCUGGGGGCCGUCCUCGUCUGGGCGCUGGUCGUGGCCGCCCUCGUCCUCGGGGCGGGCAGGAGGCGCGGCCUCGUCGGGGCCGAGCUCUGA